Molecule: messenger RNA, 699 nt
Organism: Pocillopora damicornis (cauliflower coral)
Lineage: Eukaryota; Metazoa; Cnidaria; Anthozoa; Scleractinia; Pocilloporidae
Cellular component (GO): BLOC-1 complex
Source: RefSeq, a predicted model, not a curated record
CUUUGUGUAUGGUAACACGUUGGGGUCCCAAUGUUAUCGUAAAAGGUAAACAGGGAUUCAUCCGGAGAUGAGUGAAUCAACAGGAAAUGAAGCGCAAAAAGGACAAGGCGUAGAUGUUGCUUCUGGCCUGGAAGGCGAACCAAACACAACAUCUUUUAUGCGAAAUACCAUGGUGAGUAGCACAAUGGUCAGUGGAGAAGCAUCUGAAACUGAUGAUGAAGAUGAGGAAAAUGAGGAAAAUCCAGGAAAUAUGAAAGAAGAUGAAGAUUUGGCGACAGAAGAUAAACAUUUAAAAGAGGAAGGAGAUGCAGACACUGACAUCUUGGAAUCUGAACAGGACACAAGUGCAGGGAAAGCCAAGAGACAGAAAAUUGUCUAUAAGUUUGAUUCUCCAUUCCACCGGAAACUGAGAGAAAGAAAUUUGGAGCUGCGAAGUGACCUUGUGGAAGGCUUAACUAAGAGUUACAAGUCAGCAGGUUCUAAACUUGAAAGCUCCACCUUUCAUCUCAGCAGAGCACAGACAGCUGCAUUGGAUGUCUCACAUAAUACAAGAAUGAUGCUUGAAGAUCUCACUACAAUUUCAACGUUACUGGAGAGCAUUUUGGGGACAGGAAAACUGCUACCUCUUAAAGUUACUGUUAAUUAUAAGUAGUCGAAGAUUCAAUGAAAUAAAUAUAUUAAACCAUAUGUUUAAUUUUA